Osmerus eperlanus (European smelt) is the source of this 1601-nucleotide messenger RNA. Its product is annotated as retinol dehydrogenase 8-like. Gene Ontology annotation, molecular function: all-trans-retinol dehydrogenase (NAD+) activity; estradiol 17-beta-dehydrogenase [NAD(P)+] activity. Gene Ontology annotation, cellular component: cytosol; cytoplasm. The transcript is spliced from 7 exons. The record is from RefSeq and is a predicted model, not a curated record. Lineage: Eukaryota; Metazoa; Chordata; Actinopteri; Osmeriformes; Osmeridae. The coding region runs from base 144 to 1097 and encodes 317 amino acids. Gene Ontology annotation, biological process: estrogen biosynthetic process; retinol metabolic process.
CGAUGAGGAAAUUAGUUUAAUCUCAGUUUGUCGGUGAUUGGGGUUCGGUGAGGUUUACGUUGUGUUUACGAGAUAACGGGCUCGUAUCCAGAACCCCCGACCCCACCGGACAGCAGCGUGUCCGUUACCGAUACAGUUGAGGCAUGGCGAAUGCGGGACAGAAAGUGGUACUAAUUACCGGCUGCUCCUCCGGUAUCGGGUUGCGGAUGGCCGUGAUGCUGGCCAAGGAUGAGAAGCAACGGUAUCACGUCAUAGCGACCAUGCGUGACCUGAAGCGUAAGGAGAAGCUGGUGGAGGCAGCGGGGGAGGCGUAUGGACGCACGCUGACCCUGGCCACGCUGGACGUCUGCACGGACCAGUCUGUCACAGACUGUAUCAACAGCAUCAAGGAUCGCCAUGUAGACGUGCUCAUCAACAACGCGGGGAUCGGUCUGGUGGGGCCUCUGGAGAGCAUCCCCAUGCAGGAGAUGAAACAGGUGUUUGAGACCAACGUGUUCGGUGUGAUCAGGAUGAUCAAGGAGGUGAUGCCAGACAUGAAGAGGAGGAGAGGAGGCCACAUCAUCGUGAUCAGCAGCGUGAUGGGCCUACAAGGGGUGGUGUUUAACGAUGUGUAUGCAGCGUCUAAGUUUGCUAUUGAGGGCUUCUGUGAGAGUUUGGCUGUGCAGCUGCUCAAGUUCAACGUCACCAUGUCCAUGAUCGAGCCAGGCCCAGUGCAUACAGAGUUUGAGGCUAAGAUGAUUGAGGAUGUUCGUCAGAAGGAGUUUCCAGGAGCAGAUGCAGACACAGUCAACUACUUCAAGAACGUGUACCUGCCCUCCUCCCUCGACAUCUUCCAGACCCUGGGGCAGAACCCCGAUGACAUCGCCAGGGUGACCCAGAAGGUGAUAGAGUCGGACAGUCCCCACUUCAGGAACAUGACCAACCCCCUGUACACUCCCAUCGUGGCCCUGAAGUACGCAGACGAGACCGGGGGCCUGUCAGUGAAGGCCUUCUACCACAUGCUGUUCAACCUGGGGCCCCUCAUGCACUUCAGCAUGAAGGCCAUGCAGUACCUCACCUGUGGCUGUCUGAGGGGCAGAGCCGUGGCCCCGCACUGACACACACACACUGAUACACAUAUACACACACUGAUACACAUAUACACACACUGACACACAUAUACACACACUGAUACACAUAUACACACACUGACACACAUAUACACACACUGAUACACAUAUACACACACUGACACACACACACUGAUACACAUAUACACACACUGAUACACAUAUACACACACUGACACACACAUUCACACACUGACACACAUACUGACUAACACACACACACUGAUACACGUAUACACACACUGAUUAACACACACACACAGGUACAAACACACUCACACUCUGAUACACAUAUACACACACGCAGACAUACAUACACAGUACAUGUAAGGUAUAGAUGCACACACUCUUGAACUGCUGCCAUACUUUUUACUUUAGAUCUAUAUCACCCUGGAGAAGGCUGAUGAAUGACGCAAAGACAGAUGGAAACACUUAACCAAUCAUGAAGGACAUUCAAUAAAUCUAUUUCGAGAUUAAAGUCAAUAGCUUAAU